AUGGGCUGUGUGAACUCGACCCCAGUUCAGGAGAGGAACGUUGAGGUUACAGAACAGCUUUCCAUAGCGCCCUCUCAGCCUUUCAGCCUGUCGGGAAUGACGGAAAGUGCUUCCUGGACGCCUGGGGAGAGGAACCGAGCCAAGAUGCCUCCAAUGUCAACACUGCCAGAUUACAACCAGAAAGCCCCGAUCAUCAAGGACAAUCCUACUCAUCUUCCUCCUCACCCAAAGGAAGUUGAUGUCUCCAAGUUGGAUGUGCCCGCUUUGUCGAAGCUCCUCAUUGAUAACCGGAAGAACACUGAACAGGGUACAACAUCUGUUGCACCUCAGGUACCUUUCAUGGCUCCUUCUCCUGAAGGAGACAAGCCCGACGACCCAAACAUUUCUAGGAAGUCUAAGCACGCGAAGGUUAUCAUCACAUCCCCUUUCGAUUCGUCCGUGAGGUAUUCCGUUGAAGAUCCUUCUGACGUUGUUUUUGGCGCUGAUGCUUUCCCCCGAGGUGAAGAGAAUCUUUCUGCCGACGACACCAUUUGGUCUGAAAAAAGGGAGUUCAUGCCAAGCUAUAAAUAUGUAAAGUCUCUGGAUAAGCGUGCUCUUAAGGCACCUGAAGAACUAAGGAGAGGUAAACCAGAAAAGAUCGUCAGUUACCUAACCAAAGGAGCUAAGAAUGACUUCCAGAGGUUCAGGGUGUUAUUCCGUUGGGUGGCUCACGCUAUAUCUUACGAGGUCCACAUUGGUCCCGACCACGAAGAUCAUGGUAUUUCACCGCUGGAUGUUCUUCAAUCUGGGAAAGCAGAUUCAUGUGGCUACUCCAAUCUUUUGCAGUACCUGUGCAGUUUGGCAAGUCUCACAUGUGAGGUGGUUGUGGGAUACACCAAAAACCUUCUGCCUGGCAAGACACCCUUUGCGCAUGCCUGGAAUAGAAUACGUCUUAAUGGUCGCUGGUAUCUUUCAGAUUGUACGGCUGCAUCUUACCCCUCAGAUUCUUCAUGCUGUCCAGAUAAGUUCAGAGAGUAUGAGUUUUUAGCUGAUCCGCAAUACUUCCACUCUCGACAUCUACCUGCGCCACUGGACAGAUACGGUGAGCCCGUCCCUUACACUUCACUGCAACAUUUCAAUAUCCAACCCACGUUUGGAGCGUUGGCAUCUCUCUGUAACUUGAAGGUCCAAAGUCAUAACCUUGGAGUGAUACGCGCAGAUGACCAAAACCAUGUCCGCAUCACUAUGACGAGUUCUGUUCCUAUGAUAACGUGGACGUCGUUGACGGCGUCAACGGACUUCAUCGACCACCGGGAUCAUGCGGUACAGUGGUGGGAUGGCAACGUUUUACAUAGCGACCUCAAUCUGCCACACAAUGGCAUCUGGGACUUCAAGGUCUUCGGGCAGUUGGUUUGUGACAUUGGUAGGGAUCGCGAUCCAAAUGCAAUUUUGCCUCCAACCGUUAUAGACACGGGACACUGUCACUUGGUAGCAUUCACAAUCAUCGCCAAAGGAGGAGUGACGAAUCCUCCUCUCAUUUGCCCUGACUCAGGAAUGUGCGGGUCAAUGAUCACCUGUGCUCAAGUUCGUCCCUUGACGCAUGUUUCGCCGUUUUUGGAUGCCGAGUACGGCAAGGCUGUUGUAGGGUUUAUCACCGAUGAUUACAGAGUAAAACUAGUGUACAGGUUCUUCAAUGUUGACAACUUCCAACGCUUCAUUUCCAAUCAUGUGUAUAUGGAGAGGGUUGGAGAUAGGGUGAUGGUACACGUCUUUUGCCCCGCUCCGGGACGGUAUGUCCUGCGUAUGCUGAUCAACACAUCUGGCAAGGAUUACAGUCGACAAGGGGAGUACCUGAUCAAGGAUACUGGAGAAAAAGAGACCCUAUACACUAUGACUUUCUCGCAAACAAUGGGAUUCAAUGUUUGGGGUCCGAAUGAGAACUUUGCGGACUACGGUAUGAAGGUGACGUCGGGGCACUCAUCCUCCACGAUCAUAGCCACUGAAGGAGAAGUCCAACUGAAGAUGAGCUGGCCGACGAGCAAGGACUUAGUUUUGUCUUGCUGUCUGCAGGACGUCAAACAGGAAGAUCGCCUUCAAAGCCGCCGUGUCAUCAUCCACACUACUAGCGAUUCAUCGAAAUCGAUAUCUGUCACGACAUUCCACAUCCGGAUGAGAGAGACUGGCUACUUCGUCCUGCAGGUGUACGCACGUCCGAAAGAAUGUACCCAGAAUAAACGUGUUGGCGGAUGGCUUCUCGUAGUGCGUACGAUGUCUAACAAACCAAGAUUCCCUGUGGAAGGUCUCAUUUGCGGACCCAAUGAUAUCUUCUACAGACUUGGCAUGAGGACCUCCGUGUCCAAGCUGGAAACGAGCGAUGGUAAGGGCCACAUCGACAUCUCCUAUGAUUCUGACGUCGGACGGACAUUCAGAUACGAUGUAACAUCAGCAACGCGUGACGGCUACGACGUCAUCACCGUGCAAACCAAGGCUAUCAAACAGCAUUCCGUCUUCUUAACUUUAUUUCACUUCGUUUUCCCAGAGCCUAAUGUAUAUGCCAUUCGUAUUAUGACAUUAGGAGAGGCGUAUGAAUGGAAUACGAUUGGGUCCUGGAUCGUUAUCUAUGAUCCGUCAAUCUCAUCUACAUCGGAUAAACAACUUCGAUCUUCUUCAUUUUCUUGA
Messenger RNA from Lytechinus variegatus (green sea urchin), 2658 nucleotides. RefSeq lists its product as uncharacterized. The coding region runs from base 1 to 2658 and encodes 885 amino acids. NCBI's taxonomy places the organism in Eukaryota, Metazoa, Echinodermata, Echinoidea, Temnopleuroida, Toxopneustidae. The record is from RefSeq and is a predicted model, not a curated record. The transcript has 4 exons.